This is a messenger RNA of Oncorhynchus gorbuscha (pink salmon), 3085 nucleotides long. RefSeq names its product phosphatidylinositol-3-phosphatase SAC1-B-like. NCBI's taxonomy places the organism in Eukaryota, Metazoa, Chordata, Actinopteri, Salmoniformes, Salmonidae. The record is from RefSeq and is a predicted model, not a curated record. Gene Ontology annotation, cellular component: endoplasmic reticulum. Gene Ontology annotation, molecular function: phosphatidylinositol-4-phosphate phosphatase activity. Gene Ontology annotation, biological process: phosphatidylinositol dephosphorylation. The transcript is spliced from 18 exons. The coding region runs from base 103 to 1863 and encodes 586 amino acids.
ACAAAUGUGCUACGACGCUAAAUGUCUGACCCAGGACUCCGGUCCAGCCAUAAUAUACAAUGUGCACAUUCAUUGACACGUCACUAGGUCAGACCUCUAAAGAUGGCGACCGCCUACGAGAAAUUCAACCUGCACACUACCCCAGAGAAGUUUUACAUUGAGGCUUGUGAUGACGGCACCAAUGAUGUACUGUCCAUUGACAGGGUGUCCACAGAAAUGAUCCUCACCGUGAGGAAAGACAUUCCUCCCCAUGCGGUCACCAGGCCAAUAUGUGGGAUCAUGGGAACUAUCCGUCUGGUGGCAGGCAUGUACCUCAUCGUUGUCACAAAGAAGAAAAAGGUGGGUGACCUGUUGGGCCAUGCUGUGUGGAAGGCUAUGGACUUUGACGUUAUCUCUUACAAGAAGACUGUGCUGCACCUGACAGACAAUCAGAUGCAGGACAACAAAGCCUUCCUGUCCAUGAUCAACAGUGUUCUGCUCACAGACGGCUUCUACUUUGCUACAGACUAUGACCUGACCCACACUCUGCAGAGACUUGCCAACACCAGCCCUGAGUUCCAGGAGAUGAGCCUGCUGGAAAGGGCAGAUCAGCGGUUUGUGUGGAAUGGUCACCUGUUGAGAGAAUUCAUGCCACAGCCAGAGCUGCACAGGUUUGCUUUCCCAGUUGUCCACGGCUUCAUCAUUAUGAAGUCCUGCUGCAUCAAUGGGAAGAUCUUUGACUGGAACAUCAUCUCCAGGCGGAGCUGCUUCAGGGCUGGAGUACGUUACUACGUCAGAGGCAUUGACUCAGAGGGUCAUGCAGCUAACUUUGUGGAGACAGAGCAGAUUGUCCAGUACAGCGGGGGCAAGGCCUCAUUCGUACAGACCCGAGGCUCCAUCCCCUUCUACUGGUCCCAAAGACCCAACCUCAAGUACAAACCAAAACCUCAGAUCAGCAAAACCAUUGACCAUCUGGAUGGCUUCCAAAGGCAUUUUGACUCGCAGAUCAUCAUUUAUGGAAAGCAAGUGAUUUUAAAUCUGAUCGACCAGAAAGGCUCAGAGAAGCAAUUGGAACAGGCCUUUGACAAAAUGGUGUCCAGCUUGGGCAACGGCAUGGUCAAGUACAUAGCGUUUGACUUCCACAAGGAAUGCAGUCGGAUGAGGUGGCAUCGCCUGCAGAUCUUAGUCGAUAUGGUGACAGAGAUGCAGGACGAGUAUGGGUACUUCCUGGUUGAUGUGGAUGGGAACGUUCUGGUGCAACAGGAAGGGAUGUUCCGCAGUAACUGCAUGGACUGUUUGGACCGUACCAACGUCAUCCAGAGUCUGCUGGCACGACGCUCACUGCAGUCACAGCUGGAGCGACUGGGAGUUCUCCACAUGGGCCAGAGGAUUGAAGAUCAGUUCGACUUCGAGAAGAUCUACAAAAAUGCGUGGGCAGACAAUGCCAAUGCGUGUGCCAAGCAGUAUGCUGGCACAGGGGCCUUGAAGACGGACUUCACAAGAACAGGGAAGAGGACACAAUGGGGGCUGGUGAUGGAUGGAUGGAACUCCAUGAUCAGAUACUACAAGAACAACUUCUCAGACGGCUUCAGACAGGACUCUAUUGAUCUGUUCCUGGGUAACUAUUCCAUUGAUGAGGCAGACAUGACCACACCCCUUCAUGAGACCAAAGACUGGAAGUUCCUCACGUUGCCCAUUAUCAUGGUUGUGGCAUUCUCCAUGUGUAUCAUCUGCCUCCUCAUGGCUGGUGACACGUGGACGGAGACCCUGGCGUAUGUGCUGUUCUGGGGCACAGCUAGCUUCGUGACGGCCGGCGUCAUCCUCUUCAACGGUCGGGAGUUUGUAGACGCGCCCAAGCUGGUCCAGAAGGAGAAGAUGGACUGAAUGUGUGCGUGUGGAAAGCAGCUACGCCCCACAGACUUCUCCUCUUCAUCCCACUCUUCUUCAUCAUCGUACCCUCGGGAUCAGCGGGCCUGGAGCCUUUACUGAUUACUGAGCCAACGGCGUGAGGAAGAGGAGGGUGAGGGUGGGGUGAGAGAAAGGCCAGGUGUAUGAUGUAGGGCUGUGAAGCAUACAGGGACUCGCUCUGCACUGGCCUGCUGCUGUCCACACCACUAAGCACAUUGUUUGGGCUGGGGCUGGGGAAUAUCCCUAACCUGGUCCAUAGACUGACUGUAUAGGCUGAAAACUGUUUGAUUUUAUGAUACAAUACCCCACUACGGUAACACAGUUACCCCGCUGCACGGAAUGCAUAUGAACGGGCACUGCUGUUGUUGCCAUAGCAACAUUGCCAAGGGAACUACUUUAAAAAAAAUAUCUUGCUUUUUUGUUGAUUUGUCACCUAGCUACAUCAUGUCAUAUUUGCUCUGUUGGUUGCCAUAUUGUUUCAGUGUCAUUGCCCCUCGGUGGUCGAUCUGAGCGUAGUGUCUUAGUGUGAUAGCUGACCUAUUGGGUGCCAGUGGCUGUCUGUCGGCCCAGCCCAAGCCAUGAUCCCAAAACUAGGUCACCAAUAGUCAUGGAAAGAAUGUGCUAGCUGGUCAAUGGAUGGUGAGGGAAUGUUCUAUUUGGUCAAUAGGCAGGAAGAGAACGUGCUAGCUGGCCAGUGGUUGUUGAGAGAAUGUUCUAGCUAGCCAAUAGUUGGGGAGAGAAUGGACUGAACUGUUUCAAUAGGGAACUUUGGUUAUGGUGUCCCAUCACCAUUAAUGCCAUAACUGCCCAUACUAUUCUCGCUCACUGCACUUCUGAGUGCACAGAAACUAAGCGUUUCACAUGAGGAUUGCUCUGAGAUGUGACGAGAGGGAUGUUUGUCUGUGUGGUAUGUCUGGCUGUCUAGUCUUCCCAGGUAUGGAAAGCUUCAUGAAACAGCUGGAAAGACAAAUCCUCAUUAGUUUCUAACAACCAAAAGGUGUGAGAGAGCAUCAAACUAUAUACUAUAGUGAGUAGGAUCUGUCUUUGACCAGUAGACUGUGAGGCCCAGACCUAGGCUAAUAAUGAAGCAUGGAUCUAAUGGUCCAAAGCAGCCAUUUCUAUCUCAAUAUCAAGUCAUUUCUGGGUAACAAUUAAGUAACUUACUGUUAUUGUUUUCAAUUAAAAUGGUUGUCUAGGA